AUGAGCGCGGAGGAGGGGCUGAGCCCGAUGGACCAGCCUUUGGGCGCCCACAGCAAAACCGCCUUCGCCGCCUGCUUCUCGUUCCUCCGCGCGCGCGACUUUUGGCUGCUCCUGCAGUUCGCCCUGCGGCUCUCGCUGCUUGGGGUGCUCCUGCCCUCGCUGGUGCUGCACUUUCUUCCCACCAUGCAGGGGUUUUUUACCCUGACCUACGUCCUGUCCGGGGUCUUGAUCUCCGCCAGCAUGAGCGUCGGGCAGAUGAACUCGUUUAUGCUGCAGUACGCCAAGGCCUCGCUGAUGUGGCUCCCGCUUUCCCUCUUGUGCGUGGCCGUCAAGCUCAAUCGAAGCCCCUUGGCGUGGUUUGUGGUCUACGUCGUGUUGAUCUUCUUGCUCGCCUUUUUAAACGUGGAUACGACGCGGCGGGUGAGUUUGCUGCUCGUGAACGUCGCCCUGGUGACGUUGUUGGGGGGGAAUGAAUCCAUCUUUCAGCCCUUUGUCAUCCUCGCGAAUUGGGCGACCGGGAUGGCGUGCUCGACCUUGACGAUUAUGCUGCCCUAUCCUAUCCUCGCCGCGCGGGAUGCCGUCCGGACGGUGGAGCGAAUCUUUGAGGAUACCGCGACCUGCUUUGCCGGGAUGCUUUCCUGCUUCUGGGCGGAAAAUAACACCGAGCGGAGUAUGUUUAUGGUUCGCAUUCGCUACCUGGUCCGGUCGAUCGACUUCCUUAUUGAGGAGCUCGAGACGCACAACGACCACAGCUUCUACGAAAUCCUCAUUUUUGACACCUACGAGCGGUAUGAGGUUCGGCAGGAGAAGGCGAAGUUGCUUUGGAAGCUCAAAAUGAACCUGCGGACCUUGGAGCGGGUGAUCAACUCCCUGCAGGAGCGUCCGGAGAUCAUCACCAACUGCGCUCGCUCGUCGAUGUUCAAAAAUCAGCUCUCCAGCCUGAUUAAUGAGGUCAAGAAGACGAUGGGGGAGUUAUUGCGCAAGAUCAGCCGCGCGAAGACCUACGAGGAGCUGCGGAAUGCCCACAGCUUCUUCGAAAACACGGGGAUCUCGAUCAAACGCCUGCAGGAUGAGUUUGAAGGGACCCACAAAACCGCCUUGUACGAAAACGAAGAGGAAAUCUUCUCCGAUACCCAUUGCAUGGAGGAAUUUUUCCCAAACUUCUCUUUUUUUAUCUUCUCCAUUGUUAAUUUUUGGACCGUCCUUGAUAACUUCAACGACAUUGUGAACCGGCACAAAGGAGGGCGAAAUUGGCGGGUGACCCUUCGCUUGGCCUUCACCUCCCUGUUCGACGCGUUGCGGGGGAAUAUCCGGCUCGUGCGCAACCUCCUCAUCGACCACUCCUCCGCGGAGUUUCGUAUUUUUAUUGAGGCCGUCAAAGUGAGCCUGGCGAUGCUGCUUUCCGUUAUUUUUUUCUACAGCGUGAAUGCGAAAAUGCUUUUGUUGUCCGGCCCGACGAUUAUCGCGUUUGUGUCUGGGAUGAACCCGGUGGAGACGGUGCACGCGAGCGGGGCCCGCUUGACCGGAAUUCUCAUCGGCUCCGUCAUCGGCUUUUUUCUCGUGACCCUCUUCACGGAGCUGCUCCAUCGCAUUAUCUCGAUCUGCGUGAUUGUCUUCACCAUGAGUUUUAUGCGGUUGAAUAUCGAAUUCUCCCCCAUCUCCGGCAGCUGCGCGUUUGCCGCCAUGACGCUUCUGAGCUCGCAGUACGAUGGGGCGGACUAUACGAUUAGCCGAAUUCAGCAAAACGCGUUUUCGAUUUUUAUUUAUUGUCUUAUUAGCGUCACGGUCUUCCCGAUGAGCCCAGGGGAGGUGCUUUACGAAAAAAGACUCGAAGCCCUCAAGCUCGCCAGCCAGGCCUUCAAGAAAAUCAUGGGAUUAAUGUACGAGGCCUCCUCUUCCUACAAAGAUGUCACCGAGAAGCGCCUCAAGAUGAAAGAUCAGGAUCCGCUGAGUGAGAAACCCCUCAAAAAUUCCAUGAUACACGUCCAAAACGCCACCAAUGAGCCGUUGGAUCACGUUUUGGUGGACAUCUUACCCAACGAAGCCGGCGGAAUCCAUUCCAUGACUUCCUUUGCCCAACCACCGCUGACUUUGGAGUCGAUUUCGAAAUUUCGCAGAGUGUCGAACGAGGUUGCGACGAAUAGCUUCAUCAUUCCCGUGGAUUUCAACCUGAUUAGCUCCCACGAAGACGCCAAAAAAAGCGACCUUUACCGCUCUCUUAUGCCGCAUGUGUUUUUUAAAGAUCAGGAGGAUACCAAAAUAGUGGAUAUCUUAGAUACCAUCUUUGAGAUGCUCCAUUUGGUGUUAUCCACCAGGUCGAUUAUGCAUUUCGCGGCGAAUGAGUUCAGCAUCUUUCCGAAAAUCUACCCCAACCGCGCGACGUUGGAUGUGCACAACGCGCUCUAUCGUUUGUGUGUGUUGCUCUACACCAUGGCCUGCAGUUGGGAGCGCAUGCGGGCAAAAGGCUACUUCACGGAGGAUAUGAUUCACGUUUUUCACAAUUUAACCCCCCUGGCGAUUGACUUGACGGAGUUUUUCGAGCGAUUUGUCUUUGUGUGCGAUUUGUACGUGCGAAAUCCCUCGCCGGUGCUCUGCUCGGAGCUGAUGAAAGGCAUUUCGCAGUUCCGCGCGAUGUGUUUGGAGAUGAGCGUGCGCACCGAGUACGACCUCCUCGAGGUGAUCCGAAAGGUCAUCUCGGAGAUGAUUCUUGCGAAGUACAAGGCGGGGGGCGGCAAACCCCAUCGAAACGAAUGCAAAUACCUCGUGCAAGGAGGCGGCGAGUUGAAUUCUUUUGUCUUCUCCAACACCGCGACGAACGAGCGGCGUUCGCGGACGCCGGAUCUCGCCAACCCCUCCGACCUCGCGAGCGCGCCGGAAGUCCCGAACGCGACGAUGGUCUUCAAAGCCCUUCACGGGGAGAACAAAGGCGGCAAACCAAACGAGUCCCUUCGCCGCUACGGCGAACGCCCCCAGAACGGGGAUAAGCGAAAAAAAGUCCCCAAACAUACCAAAGAGAAGACCGAUGCCUACGCGGUGGCCUCGUCCUCGACGUACUUUUCCACAAACUCCACCUGCGGGAGCUCCGAGUCGAACUUUAUUCAGUUGGAUAAUAGUUUUGUGAUGCCGACAACGGCGCUGGACUUGGAGGGGCUCCACACCUUCACCCUGACGUUGACGAUGUUCGGCCGCGAACUUCGGAAGGUGUUGUUCGGGCUGGAGGAAAUGCUGCAGAGCCCGUAA
Messenger RNA from Phytomonas sp. Hart1, 3240 nucleotides. The record is from the annotation of a GenBank genome assembly. NCBI's taxonomy places the organism in Eukaryota, Euglenozoa, Kinetoplastea, Trypanosomatida, Trypanosomatidae.